AGCUUUAUAAAAAUUCAAAUCGGCGAAUCAUGGGGCCCAUUCCAUCAAAGAUGCUGAUGAUCAUCAUCCAUUCUAAUAUGCCUGAUAAAGAAGAGAUAAGUACAAAAGCAAAGCUUUCAAAAUUACAUUGUCCAUUUACUUGGGAAAUAUUGGACAGUGUGAUAAAACAUUCCUUAGUUCAUCAGAAGCAAGACGAUGAAAAUGACGAGGAUGAAAUAGAUGACGAAAAAUCUUAUCCCUUAGAACAAUUGUUAAUAUCUUUGUUCAAAUGUUACAAAGCUUUGUUAAGUGCAAAUAACAAUGAAGUAACAAAAAGAAUUGAAAAAGCUGGAGAAAUUUUAAAACAGAUUCAACAAAAGAUAGAAUUUAAUCAGAUAAUAAGAACAAUUGAACAUGUUUUUUAUGCUACAAAAUGCUUUAUUUUGUAUAAUGCUGAUGAUAUAGAUGGACUAGAAGAGAUAUUGCAAAAUGUUAUUGAUCCUAAAGAUUUCAACGAUAUAGAAUUAGGUGCGUUGUAUGGCUGUCAAAGUGUUAUAUGGUCAUGCUUAAAUGAUUUUGGUAUGCACAAAGCAGUUGACAUUGCUAAGAAAGCAGUGGAAAGGGAUCAAAAUUGUGCAUUAUGGCAUUUUAUUUUGGCAAAGAAUCUUAGACGUCAAAGACGUACAAUAAAUGUUGCAUCUAACGUAUCAGAUUUGGAAAAAGCACAUUUUGAAAUAGCAUUUGCUAUGUCUAAGAAUGACAGGUUUGGAGUAUAUUAUUUGCAAAUGCGUAUUGAAAGUUUUAACAAAUAUAAUCGAGAUAAAAUUUAUAUGAUGAAGAAAAAUGCUAAUGAAAAAGAAGUAAUAAACAUAGCCAAACAAAUUUUAAAAACAAAACCAACUAAUAAUAAAGUGCUAUUACGACUAGCUCUUAUAUUUCUACGUGCAUCUUCGGAUGAAAGAUUAUUUGCAAAAGAAUGUCUUGAUGCUGUACAUAAAAUAUCGCCAAAUAAUUCUACAUCUUUGCAUUAUACCGCAAUAUUAUACGAGCAAAGCGGAGAUUAUAAAGUUAAACUCGCCUAUAUACAAUAUGGUUGGGAAGUAGGAGAGCUAGAACCACUACCACAUUUAUUACGAAUGUUGAAGAAAUAUGAACAGAUAGUUAAAGAACGACAAAUAGCUAUACUUCUAGCUAUUGCUGUAACUUAUUUUUCUCUGCAUAACGAUAUACUAAAUGCAGCAGAAUAUUUUUUAAAAGCACUUGAUGUGGAUUCAUCGAGCAACAAAUUCAAGACAUUUUACAGAUUUCUUGACUUUGAUACCUCUAGUAUUUUACAUUUUUUAAACCAUUAUUUUUGUUAUCUUUUGGAGAGAAAAAAUUCAAGGCCACAUACAAAAAUGUUUGAAGAAAUAAGAAAACGCUUGGAUGUGCAGGAAAUAGUGGAAGAAUUGUAUGCUUCUGUCUGUAGAUAUUAA
Atta colombica is the source of this 1454-nucleotide messenger RNA. RefSeq lists its product as uncharacterized. The record is from RefSeq and is a predicted model, not a curated record. The transcript is spliced from 5 exons. Lineage: Eukaryota; Metazoa; Arthropoda; Insecta; Hymenoptera; Formicidae. The coding region runs from base 30 to 1454 and encodes 474 amino acids. Gene Ontology annotation, molecular function: protein binding.